GUUCAUCAGGUGAACCUUGGGCUCAUCGAGGAGAGUUUGGUUCAGUACGAAAUCGUUUUUAUUGGAAUUUUCCCUCUACCACCAACCACGUCGAUGCUAUGAAGAUGUUUGAUAAAUCAGGAUUGUAUUUCUUCAGUGACUUAACUACUGAGACGAGACCUUGUACAUCAAGAAUGUCUUUUUCAAGAGACAUCACAGGCCAGGCUGACCUUUUAUUCAGUGAGGAGAUGCCUGAAAGAUUUGAGAUACUUCAGUCAGUUGAUCAAGAUAAAUUCCAGACUGCACGAAAAUACUUUCCAGAAACAUGGCUUUGGAAAUUAUCACUAAUUGGCUCGUCUGGUGUGAGUAGUGAACCAGUGACAGUACCAGACACUAUAACUGAGUGGGUGGGGAAGGCUGUGUGCAUACAUCCAGAGAAGGGUCUUGGCAUCUCAGAAGAAGCCUCUAUCACUGUUUUUACGCCCUUUUUCAUCGACCUUACUCUCCCACCUUCUGUGAAGCGUGGCGAGCUUCUCCCCGUCAAGGUUUCCAUAUUUAACUUCUUGCAGGAAGACUUACCGGUAAAGGUUGUGCUUGAAGACAGUAGUGAAUAUGUGAUAGAGUCUCAUGGUGUGCACAGUGACUGUAUUCCUUCAGAAGAUAAGAAGGUGCACACAGUCAAGAUCCGAUCAUUGGUUCAUGGAGAUGUUAACAUUACAGUUAGAGCUUUUGUUGAUGAGUUAUACCCAGAGGUGUGUGGCUCUGAGUAUGUCAUUAGCAAGAGAGAUGUUGUGAUUAAGCCCAUCAAAGUGGAGGUUGAGGGCUUCCCUGUGGAGAACACAUGGACCAAAUAUAUCUGUUCAACUGAUAUCGAGGAAAAUUUGGACUAUUUAGAAAUAUGGAAGAUUGAGCUGCCACCAGGGAUAGUGAGUGACUCUACACGUGGUUGGGUGACUGCUGUUGGUGACCUUCUGGGCCCUACACUUGAGAACCUCGGCUCUCUGGUGAAGAUGCCUUUUGGAUGUGGAGAACAAAACAUGAUCAACUUUGUCCCAAAUAUAUUUAUUCUACAAUAUCUCGAGGCCACAAACCUUACCACCCCAGAACUUAGUGAGAAAGCCAUUGAGUAUAUGAAACAAGGUUACCAACAAGAGCUCAAUUACCGUCACAGUGAUGGAUCGUUUAGUGCAUUUGGGAGUAAGGAUUCAUCUGGUUCUACCUGGCUCACAGCUUUUGUACUCAAGUCCUUUGCUUUGGCCCGUCAGUUUAUCCAGAUUGACAGCGAUGACCUGAGGAUGAGUGUGGACUGGGUACGGAGGAAGCAGAUGGAGAAUGGGUGUUUUGAGUCAGUGGGUACAGUGUUCCACAAAGACAUGAAGGGUGGUAUUCAGGGUAAUGAUUCCCCUGUGCCUUUGACUUCCUAUGCACUUAUUUCCUUGCUGGAGGCUGGUGAGUCAAGUGGUCGACAUAUUAGUGAGGCAGCCUUCUGCUUGCUUGCCGUUGAUACCCAGGAUCCCUACACACUAGCGCUCAAGGCAUAUGCUCUGGCUUUAGCAAGGCUACCUGAUGCAGAAACAGUGAUGCAGCAACUCAUCAGUCAGGCUGUGGAAACCAAUGCUGCCAUGUACUGGGAACUUCCUGCUGGAGCCAGUAAGAGUGAAGGUGUGGCAGUGGAGACAGCAGGUUAUGCUGUGUUAGCCAUGCUGACCUUGAAUGCUUCACGCUUUGAUUAUCAGGCCAAGAAGAUAGUCAAGUGGAUCUCCUCAAAGAGAAAUGGUCAAGGAGGUUUUGUCUCCACACAGGAUACUGUGGUUGCCUUACAAGCUCUGGCAACUUUUGAGAGUAAACAAGAUGUGGCCACUAAGGAUCUGGUAGUGACAGUGGAAGCAGGAGGUCUCGAACACAACUUCCUCAUUAACGAAGACAACAAACUCCUUCAACAAAUGGUGAAUCUUCCCACAUUGCCUACUAAUGUUAUCCUUGACAUGGCAGGAGAAGGAUGUGCAAUUGUUCAGGCUGUGUUGAGGUACAAUAUCCCUGAUGCCAGCCCAAGUGAAGCAUUUAAUCUGAAUGUCAACACAGCAGCUGAACCUGAAUGUAAGAGAAAAAGGAUCGAGGCUUGUGCAUCUUACCAACUACCAGACAACACGACUAACAUGGGAGUCAUUGAGAUCAACCUGGUGUCUGGCUAUAUUCCUGAAAAGUCAGAUCUCAAGCAGAUUGUGGGUUAUGGCGCUGGACUCCUCAAAAGAUAUGAAGUAGAUGGCAGUAAAGUUACCUUCUACGUCGAUCAGUUCUCAUCUGAAGAGAUAUGUGUCAACUUCCAGAUGUUGAGGGAGGUUGAUGUUGAAGAUGUCAAGCCCGGCACAGUCAAAGUUUAUGACUAUUACCAACCAGAAUUUUCCGUCACCGAGAGCUAUACUCUACCACUAGAGUCCGAGUGUUAAUUAUGACUCCACUUUUGACUUCUCUAACACCAUCAUCGUUCAUCGCCGUCAACUUGAACCAUCGCCAUCACUGACCCACAAAGAAAUAUGGAUGAUCAUCUUGCCCUGAUGAUCAGUCUACAGUGAAUGCUGGAACUCUCCUUCAGAGUCGAUGAAAGAUAAUAUCUUUAAAUAACUGUUUUAGUUAAUUAAUGUAUUAAAAGCAAGAAAUGUCUCUGAUAUAAGACUGUUCAGUAAAAGUAAUAACUAAGACAAGUAAUUAUAAGUAAUUAAUUUACUGUACUGUACUGUACUGUACUGUACUGUACUGUACUUACAAUAUUACAAAAUAUUGAUGUUUCCUUCCGGUAAAACUCUCUUAAUUCUUCACUGUUUUUAAUACACUAACUUAAUAAAUGCUUUAUGGUGAACCCUGUGUUAAUGCUUUUACAUACUCAAUUACAGUCAGUGUACAGUAUUUCA
Molecule: messenger RNA, 2888 nt
Organism: Homarus americanus (American lobster)
Lineage: Eukaryota; Metazoa; Arthropoda; Malacostraca; Decapoda; Nephropidae
Product: alpha-1-macroglobulin-like
Cellular component (GO): extracellular region
Molecular function (GO): endopeptidase inhibitor activity
Source: RefSeq, a predicted model, not a curated record